CAAGAGAGAAGAAGAGGUUGAAGAACGCUGGGUAAAGUGGAGAAGAGAUUCUCCUUUCCGCGCAGGAAGGGAAUAGGGAGGGCAAGGCAGUGAAGAGAAGGGAGGCAGGGUGGCUGAGCGUGCACCGACCAUGGGUAGCACUGUGGCAGUCCAUGAGCUGGCUGCGCUCCAGACGCAGCCACGCGCGAUCCGGAACAUUUGUGUGAUGGCACACGUAGAUCAUGGCAAGACGACGCUGUCCGACAGUCUGAUUGCGUCCAACGGUCUCAUUCAUCCCAAGCUGGUGGGCAAACUUCGGUAUCUCGAUUAUCGAGACGAGGAGCAGCUACGCUGCAUCACGAUGAAGAGCAGUUCCAUUUCGCUGCUGUUUAAGCCAAAGAAGAGUGCCGCUGCGGCUGCUGGGGGGUUGAGCCGCAGUGGUGGUGCUAGCCGCCCCGAUCUUCCUGCGUACCUGGUCAAUUUAAUCGAUUCGCCUGGACACGUGGAUUUCUGUAGCGAGGUGUCGACGGCAGCGAGGCUGAGCGACGGGGCAUUGGUGUUGGUGGAUGUUUGCGAAGGAGUGCUGGUGCAGACGCACGCGGUCCUCCGGCAGGCUUGGGAGGAGAGGGUGAAGCCUUGCUUAGUCAUUAAUAAGGUUGACCGUCUCAUCACGGAGCUGAAGAUGACUCCUAUGGAGGCUUACGAGCGAAUGAAGAGUAUAAUUGUGGAGGUGAACGGGAUCAUCAGCGCGUUUCGCUCAGAGAGGUACAUGUCUGACGUGGACAUGAUGGUGGCAGGGAAAGAGGCGGCUGCUGCAGGGAGUGAAGCAGCGAUGGUGGCAGAAGAGGAGGACGAGGAUGAAGAGGACGCCUUUUCUCCCGAGAAAGGGAACGUCGCCUUUACCAGCGCCGUGGAUGGGUGGGGUUUUCGGAUUGAUGAGUUCGCUGGCAUGUACGCGAGUAAACUGGGGGCAAGCGCCGCCUCCUUGCAGAAAGGGCUUUGGGGUGACCGGUACUUUGUGCCAAAGACAAAGAGUAUUGUCGGGAAGAAGGCAGCGGGGGGCAAGUACAAACCCAUGUUCGCUCAAUUUAUUCUGGAACCGUUGUGGAAACUCUACGGUCUGGUGUUCGAUGGGGGAGGGGUGGCGGGGGGUGCUGGGGGCGGCGGCGGUGGUGCUAAAGAAGAGCUUUUGAAAAUUAUCAAGGCGAUGAAUAUCCUCGUCCCCCCUCGGGAGUUGCAACAGAAAGACCCCAAAGCUGUCAUCCAAUCAGUGAUGAGUCGAUGGUUGCCUCUCUCUGAUGCCGUGCUGGCGAUGGCAGUCGAGUGUCUUCCCGACCCUGCAGACGCACAGAAGGAGCGCAGCCGCCGCCUGCUGCCUCUGCGUGCGGAUCCAGACAUUGUGUCUGGAGUUCUGGUGAAGAACGAGGAUGGAGAGGCGGGGGAGGAGGAGGAGGAAAAGCAGAAUAAGGCAAAACGAGAGAGGGCUGUAGCUGAAGCCUAUCGUGCUGUGGAGUGCUGCGAUGCGUCAGAGGAUGCCCCUUGCAUUGUCUUUGUGUCGAAGAUGUUUGCCGUUCCAUUGCACAUGCUACCCACUCGACGAGGUACUCAUGGAGAGAUUCUGAGAGAAGAGCUCCACGAAGAGGACGGGGAGGUGAUCACGCAUGCCAAUGACAACACCCAGGAAUGUUUUCUGGCCUUCGCCAGGGUUUUCAGUGGUGUCCUCCAAGUCGGGCGCAAGAUGCACGUGCUCUCGGCAGCUUAUAAUCCACUGGCAGCUGAUUUGGAGUCUAAUCGACGCCAUCGGCAGGAAGCAGUGCUGUCCGGGCUCUACAUGAUGAUGGGUAGGGGUCUAGAACCUCAAACCUCGGUUCCGGCGGGAAAUGUGGUGGCUAUCCGAGGACUAGGGCAAUGUAUUCUGAAGUAUGCCACUCUCUCCUCCUCUCCUCAUUGUUACCCAUUUACAAGUAUGUUGUUCCAAGCAGCUCCACUGGUGCGGGUCGCGGUGGAGCCUGCUGAUCCUGCAGAGAUGGCUGCGCUUGCGAGAGGCCUUCGCCUUCUCAAUAGGGCAGACCCUUUCAUUGAAGUCCUCGUCUCUUCAACGGGAGAGCACGUCAUUGGUGCAGCUGGAGAGGUGCACCUGGCCACAUGCAUCAAGGACCUUCGGGAGAGGUUUGCCCGCAUUGAGCUUGCAGUUUCUCCGCCGUUGGUAGCUUUUCGGGAGACGAUAGCCAGUGCAGCAACCACCACGACGGGAGCCGGUGGUGGUGGUGGACCUGCUGCUGCAGCCAGCAUGGUCGCGUUUUCAACUGCGUCCGGUGGAGGAGAGAAGGAGAAGGGGGAUAAAAAGCAGUGGGUCGAGGCUGCAACCCCCAAUGGGCGUUGCAAGGUGCGUGUGUGUGUGUCGCGCCUGCCAGAUGCCCUUACUGCUGUGCUGGAUGGUAGCGAAGAAGUUUUGAAAGGUAUUCUUGUUGACGGGGUGAUUGGCUGCAACAGCAACAGCAGUAGCAGCAGCAGCAGAGGAGAGGUUAUUGGUAGGAGUGGCGAGCGCUGUGGUGAUGUGCGUAACACUGAUGAUGAUGAGAAGGGGUCGUCGUCAGAAAGGUCCUUGAUGUCCUCGGUUGCUGCUGGAGGGGGGGGAGGAGGAGGGAUCAGUGCCCGAUUGGAUGAUCCAGUAGGGCUGCUGUGUUCUCGUUUGCUGGCAGCUGUCGGCGCUGAGGAAAAGGACAGCGAUGGUCCUUCUCUCACCUGUCCCAGUGCUCGUAGCAAAGGCAGCAAUGCAACGAUGGGAAGUGGUGGCCAACAGAAGAAAGCGGGAAGCACUGGCCAAGGAGGGGGAGAUGGUGGAGGUUCUUCAACGUCAUGGAAACGUGGUUGGUCUUUCGAUUUGACAAGAAUCUGGGCCUUAGGUCCGCGACGAGUGGGACCAUGCGCGCUGCUUGUGCCCGGUGAUGGCAGAUCUGGUCGCCACUGCAGCAGGUGGAUUGAGGAGGCAAUGGACUUGGGUGCGGUGAUGAUCCGGGGUGUGCCCGAGGUUUCUCUGAAGCUAGGCCUGGUGGAGAAAGGAGAGGAGGAGGAGGAGGAGGAGAUAGAGGGGGUUGGCAGGGCCGUCCUGAUCGCAGAAGCGGAGAGCUUAGAGAACAGUGUAUUGGCAGGAUUCCAGCUUGCUACGUCGGCAGGUCCUCUUUGUGAAGAGCCUAUGUGGGGAUUGGCAUUUACGAUUGAGGCGAUCAUCAUGGCCGCGCCGUUGAGGGAGAAGUCAGCGGCUAUGGCGGAUGAGAAUGGUGCCGGAAUGAUGGCUUCUGCUCCUGCUUCAGGGGUUGAGCAAUAUGGACCUUUCUCUGGCCAAGUCAUGACCACUGUCAAGGAGGCUUGCCGGAUGGCGAUGAUGGGAGCUUCUCCUAGGCUAGUUGAGGCGAUGUAUUUCUGCGAAGUGAACACAUCCUCCGACAUGCUGGGCCAAGCGUACGGUGUGCUGGCUAAACGGCGUGCAAGGAUCAUCAGGGAGGACAUGAGGGAGGGAACCGCAAUGUUCACAAUUCAUGCUUACAUGCCUGUGGCGGAGAGCUUCGGGUUCGCCGAAGAACUGAGGAGGAAAACUUCGGGAGCAGCUAGCCCGCAGCUGGUGUUAAGUCAUUGGGAGGCAAUGGCAGAGGACCCGUUUUUUGUCCCAAGGACAGAGGAGGAAGUCGAGGAGUUUGGAGAUGGCGCUAGCGUGUUGCCGAGUGUGGGAAGAAGGUUCAUGGAUGCAGUGAGGAGAAGGAAAGGGCUUCAUGUUGAGGAGAAGCUUGUCGAAAAGGCCACAAAGCAGCGGACACUCGCGAAGAAGGUGUGACCAAACCAAGUGCGAAAGACGGGGUCAAAUGGAAUCGUUUUCACAUUGACUACGGGGAUGGAUGUUCCUAGGCUUGUCUUCUUCUCCCUUUGUUUGUCUCGAUUACAAGGGGUUGGUGUCACGCGUGUGCGACCGUGCUGCUGUCUCAGGAAGAAGGAAUUGGAGACGAGAGCAGAUGACCACAAGAGGACUGGUGCCAGCUUGGGUGGCCCUUAUCUGGACACAAAUUGUGAGAGGUGUUCCUUGAGGGAAAGACUGAAGAACUGCAAGGCAUCCUCCUCUUCAGUUGCUGUGCGACGCACAAGAAGCAAGGCUGCAUGGGUGGUAACGAUAAAAGCAUUUGGGAGGCCACGUACAUAUCCAAGUAGCUGCUGCAUUGGUGCUGGGAGCAUCAAUUGGCGGUAUUAUGAAGAGCUGGCGAACGCAUCAUACGGAGGUUAACGAAGUGCAAUGAAGACGAGAGGAGCACUUGCCGUGUUGAUUAUGGUACCCAGUUUGGUGAAUAACCCAAUGUGGAAGCAGGAAUGGACAAAAGCAUUGUCGGCGUGGUGAUUGUGAUAGGCCAGAUGAGGAACUGCUAAAUAUGGAAACUGUAAUGUAGGAUAAGGUUGUACUGACCCCAGGAUCAUCAGAAAUGUUUUUUGUUGGUGAUUGCUCGCAUGCUCGCAUUCAUUAGAAUCGUCAAAAUAAUCCUGCAUAUGGGAGAUGAUAAUUGGGCAUGUCUAGGAGGCUUGGCCCUGUAGGAGAGAGGUGUGAAUGGGCUAUGUAAAAGAAAAAAGAGUAGAAAUACCUUGGGAGUUUGUCGUAUAGUUGCGCAGCGCAUUGUGCUGGUUGAAGCCUUUUUAAUAUCCCUUUUUCCUUGAAGGUCUCAUUCGAAUUGUGCACCUCUGGCGCGGCAAUCUGCAUGCAUGCCAGUGGUGGCCUUAUUCUGCUUUUGUCUGCCGCUUGGGCUGGCCUAUUUUUUUUUUCCAGUUGUCUGAUGGUCUGUCUUUCUGAACCUCGGAACUUCCAUGUGUAUGCCAGUCGUCAGCUCAUACUAAAUUUGCCUCUGGUGGAUCUGGUCUGCGUCCAGUUGUCGGAUCGUCUAUCUGUGUCAACCUUGGAGUGUCAUUCUUGUCAUUCUGCACCAGGACUUGUCUGUGUGGCGUGCCCAGAAAGAGGCUAUAAUGACCAGGCGUUCUAUUCGGGUGAAGAUGGUAGGACCUUGUAGAAUGUUGGAUUGUUCUUGUCUGUUUCAUGAGUUCAAUGAUACAAACUUUGCAAGUGGUUGGUUGGUUGGUUUUCCCAGCUGUUUAAUGGACUCGAACGUCGAACAAAAGGUUCAGGUUUUG
This is a messenger RNA of Chara braunii, 5142 nucleotides long. NCBI's taxonomy places the organism in Eukaryota, Viridiplantae, Streptophyta, Charophyceae, Charales, Characeae. The record is from the annotation of a GenBank genome assembly.